Fundulus heteroclitus (mummichog) is the source of this 1241-nucleotide messenger RNA. Its product is annotated as zinc finger protein 239-like. Gene Ontology annotation, cellular component: nucleus. The transcript has a single exon. NCBI's taxonomy places the organism in Eukaryota, Metazoa, Chordata, Actinopteri, Cyprinodontiformes, Fundulidae. The coding region runs from base 29 to 1063 and encodes 344 amino acids. The record is from RefSeq and is a predicted model, not a curated record.
CACAGACCUCCAGAAGCCACAUGUCUCCAUGGAGGAGGAAGCUUCUUCCAUCCAGCAGCUCUACAACCAGAGGAGAAGGUCCAGUCAUGACCAGGAGGAAGCAGAACCUCAGUGGUCUGAAGAGGAACAGAUGGAACCAUAUCCUUCUCUGAUUGAAGAACAGGGGGAACCAGAACCUACACUGAUUAAAGAAGAAAAUGUGGGGCCAGAUUGUCCAAGGCUUCAACAUGAACAGCCAGAUCCAGAAAAUUUAGCAACUAGACAAGACCAGGAGGAUGUCUGCAGCAGUCAGGAGGGAGAGCAGCGUAUCCAGAAGCAGUCCGUUGCUCUAAUGGAGACCUUUACUCUUCAGGAACAUGGAGACCCAAAAAUUGAGCAGCUUUCCUUUCAUAUCACUCCUUUACUUCAGACCAAAGACCAAGAAGGAAGCAGCUCCACUGGGUCAGAGAGUCAGUCUCAUACUGACACAAAGAAAAUGUAUUUAAAAUGUGAUGUUUGUGGAAAGUCUUGGAAGAACAAGAGUCAAUUGGAAAAACAUUACAGAACCCACACUAGAGAGAAACCUUUUUCUUGUCAGACAUGCGGUAAAAGUUUCACUCAGCUGAGUCAUUUAAACAGUCACACAAGAACCCACACAGGUGAAAGACCCUUUUCUUGUCAGACAUGUGAAAAACGUUUCACUCAUUUGGGUGAUUUAAAUGUUCACAUGAGAACCCACACAGGUAAAAGACCUUUUUCUUGUCAGACAUGUGAAAAAAGUUUCACUCAACUGGGUGCUUUAAAAGCUCACACCAGGAGCCACACGGGGGAAAGGCCUUUUUCUUGUCAAACAUGUGGUAAAUGUUUCGCUCAAGUGGGCGCUUUAAAUGUUCAUAAGCGGACCCACACAGGUGAGACUCCUUUUACUUGUCAGAUAUGUGGAAAAAAAUUUACUCAGCUGGGUUCUUUAAAAGUUCACACCAGAGGCCACACAGGGGAGAAGCCUUUUUCUUGUCAAGUAUGUGGUAAAAGUUUCAAUCAAGGGGGGUGCUUUAAAUGCACACAAGAGAACUCACACAGGUGAGAGGCCUUUUUCUUGUCAGACAUGUGGAAAAAGUUUCACUCAAGUGGGUGCUUUAAAUGUUCACAGGAGACACCACACAUAGGAGAGACCUUUUUCAUGUGGAAUAUGUGGACAAUUCCACAUUGCAGGUCGCAAUUUGAAUAUUCACAUGAAACAAAGACAUAAAAGUAAGAGGUAA